Molecule: messenger RNA, 1707 nt
Organism: Cyphellophora attinorum
Lineage: Eukaryota; Fungi; Ascomycota; Eurotiomycetes; Chaetothyriales; Cyphellophoraceae
Exons: 4
Coding region: 1-1707 (568 amino acids)
Source: RefSeq, a predicted model, not a curated record
AUGAGCGCUAUCGACACAGCGGCGAGGCCCAUCGACUCUGUUUACGAGACCGCCGGCAGCAAGAGCUCUCGAUCCGCCCGAAGACGAGACAACUCCGACGCCAACUCGCGAAUGCCACUCACGUCCGUCGCCGCGAACCGCAAUGACCAAAGCACGGCAUACCGCGCGCCCUACAGCAGAGUCGAGGAACUCGUUACCUCACCACCGGGCGUAAGUCGCAGCGGCUCAGAAGCAGAUAGCCUCCUCGAUCUCUACCGAGGCAACAACGGCAGCGACCCCAAGAUCACAAACAGAUCAACGUCCUACGACAAUGAAGUCCCCGAAAACAUGUACCGCCCGCAAGACGAGGACCCCGAAGGCUGGAUUCACCGCGACAAACUCGCCAAAAUCGAAAGCGAAGAGCUCCAAGCAGCAGGCAUUAACUUGUCUUCUGCACGGAGAGGACGCAGCAAAAGCGGCAGGCGGGACACGAGUCGGAGCAGAAAGAGCGAGGAGAGCCAGCAGAGCGGCACUCGCGAUGACAGCAAAAGGGAAGAGAAGAAGCCGCGAUUGUCGGAGCCGGUCAAGGAAGAGGAGCCCGACGAUGAUCGCCACAACUGGGAUUUACGAAUUCCAGAGGAGAUCGCGCAGGACUCUGCGGCUGCACAGAUGUAUUCACAGCCGACGUUGAAGAAGUCGGGCUCACGUAUACCCGUCCUGACGAGCAGUCCACAUCCCAUACCGACAGAGCGGCUGGAUCGUGAUACACCACUGCCGCGGAAGCGUACUAUAAGCAAUAUCACAGUCCUCAGCACACCAACGCCCAAGCCCACCGGUAGUCGCGACGGCAGCAAACCCUCCUCACCUACCAAGAAAUCCGGCCUUGCAACACCCAACAACCUACCUCCAACCGCCUCAGCAGCCUCCCUCCGAAAAGUGACACCCUCAUCCCUCCGCAAACCCUCGGGCCCCAACAAAACAGCCAACGGCCCGCUCUCACCUACAGGCAGUACCCGCGGCGAGCGCGCCCGAGGCGACCCGCCAUGGCUCGCCACCAUGUACAAGCCCGACCCACGGCUGCCACCAGAUCAGCAAAUAAUCCCUACGCAUGCCAGGAAACAGCAAGCGGCGCAAUGGGCGGACGAUGGAUCUGUGCCGAAGACCUAUGAUCGGGAUUUCACGCCGUUGGCCGUGCACCAGCCUGAGGAGUUGGCUGUCGCGAACAACGCGAGCAAAAGGCUGUCAUCGACACCUAGUUCACCCGCAAUGGGCAACACCGAAAACAAAGAGAACAAUCCGCAAGCAUGGCCACUAAAGCCAAUGAACAGCAUACGCAGCACGCACAGCAGCAACCACGGGCGACCGGGCACGAGCGGAAGCAUCACUGGUAACUACAGCACGAUGCCCAAGGUUCAGCCCUCGCCUAUCAUUCAACAAACGCCGAUGAGCCCGAGACUUCCGCCACCGGCGCGUUUGCAGGAGCAGCGGCCAGGUCGAGACAAUGAGAAGAGUGGGAAUAGGGACGACGACGAUGGGACGGUGAAGAAGGGUGUUGAUGCUGUGUUGUCAUGUAGGGUCCACUUGCCCUACAAGCUUUGGUUGGGAAAUGCCGCUGAUGUCUCCGACCGCGCUUCGAGGGCCUCACCUGUGCAUAAGGGGCCGCAUACUAUUCAAUCACUGGACGACAAAUUCUUCUUUCGUUUUUUUAGGCAGAGCUAUGUGUUUUGA